UGCCACAGGAGGCCAGGCUGCAGGCCGCACUUGCAACUGGUGAGCAGAAAUGGAGUGCCGAGCCAGAGACCUCAGGCCCGGCCUACUCCAGUUUCACAGGUUCUAGCAGUCAGAAGGAAGAGGUGAAGGACAAGGAAAAGAAGAUUAAAGAUAACAGAGUGACCGGAGAAGCAAACAAACAUGUCCAUGACAGAGACACAGGAGUUUGAAGACAAUCCAGAGAAAAGAAAUGCUCUCCGAUGGCCUGACUUGCCUUCAGUCUGCUGUAGGCGGAGACUGUCAGCAGGUGUAGUCGCGCACUUUUUAUAUAUAAAUGAAAGGUGAAACUGGAGGAAGUGUCACAAGUGGCACAAUCAGGAAUGACCAGCACCCAAGGUAUGCUUCCUAGGUGUGAACAGUAUGUGGGUGGGACAAACAGCGAGAGAUCCCAGCGAAGCUCUGUGCUGACUGCAAGCCAGUCCUCUUCCAGGGUUCUCUACCAUAACAGCCUACAUCCCCUCAUCCCAAACAUUCUCCUGUUUCUCCUGGCAGAAUGAGAAUCCUGAGGCGCGUGGGAUCAGCGGUGAGAAAAUGCAAGAGCGUGUAAGGCCGUUCAGACAGCAGAACUACUACAAGCUAAAGCGCAACUGCCUGAAACAUGGGGUGCUAUUUGAAGAUCCUCUUUUUCCACCCACUGCGGAGUCCCUGUACUACAAAAGAACUCCACCUAGUGAUAUCGAGUGGAAACGGCCUUCGGAGAUCUGCAGGGAUCCGAGGCUUUUUGUGGAUGGCAUCAGCUCUCGAGAUCUACAUCAGGGCAGCCUUGGGAACUGUUGGAUGGUUGCUGCCACCUCCUGUCUUGCCACAGAACCUGCUGUCUGGAAAAAGGUGAUUCCAAAUUACAGAGAACAGGACUGGAAUCCUAAGCACCCAGAAAAAUAUGCUGGAAUUUUCCACUUUCGUUUCUGGAGGUUUGGUUUCUGGAUUGAUGUGGUCAUUGAUGAUCGCCUACCCACAAGCAAAGGAGGAGGAUUGUUGUUCUGCCGAUCUAACAAUGAAAAUGAGUUCUGGUGUGCACUGCUGGAGAAAGCAUAUGCUAAAUUAAAUGGUUGCUAUGAAGCUUUGGAAGGUGGUAACACAGCAGAAGCCCUGGUUGACUUCACCGGUGGGAUAUCUGAACCAGUCUGCCUUGACCAAGGCAAAAUUUCAGAAGGUCAAGAUGAAAGAAAACAUCUCUACAAGAAUCUGAUGAAAGCUUAUUCUAGAGGUGCCCUAAUCAGCUGCUCCAUUCGACCAGCACAAGGGGAAGCCCUUGAAUCCCAGAUGGGUUGUGGCCUGGUCAAAGGUCACGCAUAUGGUGUUACGGAGGUUAGAAAAUUACGACUCGGUACUGGUCUGUUGUCAUUUUUUAGGACAAGUCGUCUGUAUAUGAUUCGCAUGCGCAAUCCUUGGGGGACAACAGAAUGGAGUGGACCAUGGAGUGAUGGGUCACAAGAGUGGAAUCAAGUCAGCAAACAUGAGAGAGAAAAGCUGGGUGUGACCGUCAGCGAUGAUGGAGAGUUCUGGAUGAACUUCGAUGAUUUCUGCUCUUACUUCACUGACUUGGUGAUUUGCCGUCGGAUCAAUACCUCUUUGCUCAGUUUCCACAAGACAUGGCUGGAGGCAUGCCUCUUUGGGGAGUGGGUCCCUGGCCAGGGUCUCAACAACCGAAGUGGAGGUUGUAUAAACCACCGCGAUACUUUUUUACAGAACCCGCAGUUUAUGUUUGAGGUGGUCCACAAGGAAGACAUUUUAUUCUGCCUGCAGCAGGAAGACAGACGAGCAAUGAGGAAGGAAGGGAUAGGAGAGAACCUGGCCAUUGGCUUUGAAGUCUUCCAAGUGGAAGUGAAUCGUAAGUACCGGCUCCACACCAUUCCACCAAAGGCUGCAAGUUCUGUCUACAUUGACUCGAGGAGUGUGUUUCUGAGAACAGAACUGAAGCAGGGCAGAUACAUAGUCAUUCCAACCACUUUUUCAGCUGGGGAAAAGACCAAAUUCCUACUGAGGAUGUUUACAGAGACAAAAGCCAAUUUCAGGGAGGUGACCCUGGAUCAGCCAAAACCUUCCUUUUGGCGCUGCUGUUGGGGAUCUUAUUGCCGUGUCACAUCCAUUCACCUUCAAAGUGCUGUUGGAUUGGUGCUACGAGGAGCAAGCAAAGACCCAGAUGUGUUUGCCAUGAUCAAGUGUGAAGGAACCUCAGUAAGGUCAACCGUAUUUAAAUCUUCAAGCAGCCCUGAUUUCAAUCUUAAAGCCAUCUUUUACCGAAGAAACCCCCGUCGACCAAUCAAGAUUGAGGUCUAUUCCAAAGGUUUCUUCAGGAACAUCCUACUGGGAUGUGUUUCAGUGGAGGCUGCUGUUAACGAAAUGGGGAAAAGCCAAGUGCUGAGUCUGCAGGACAGCAAAAGAGGUAGCAGAGCAACAGGCUCCGUCCUCAUCGAGACCUCUUCCAGUGACUGUCUGACAGAUUUAUGAAGUGCCUCCCCUUGUGAGCUGGACCAAGAUCUACCCCUGAAGAGAAUGGGAGUUCAUUCUGAUGGACAUGUGACUUCUGCAUCCAAGGUGGAUUGGACAAGAAGCCCAGUCGGUUAGGAAUGCUUCUUUCAAGCAGAUGCCAUGAACGAUGGUAUUAAUCCAGGGUGGUGGGGUGGUGGACUCUCAUACACUUUUUUUUAUUUUAAAAGUGAACGGCGUCAAAUAUGCCAUACUAAAUCAAUUGAAUUUUGUAUACUUAGACUUACUUAUACUUAAAUUGAGGUGCUGGGCAUCCAAUGGAUUUGACAGGAUCCUAAGAAGAGUCUCCUCAGCAAUCAUUUGAACUUUGGGGGCAAACUUGGAACUUUGAAGGCAACAGCAUAUUGUGCACCACAAGAUAACUCCUGUUUGAGACAGACAACAGGGAAACAGGAAGAGCCCAAAUAUGUUACAAAUUGUACAGAGUUUACAUACUGUAGUAGCAGACAAAGUAAAUUGAUACGCAGCACCACAAAGUCACCAUCACUAAGGAAGACACAAAAGUGUCAGUCAGCUGGUUAGUUAUUUUCUAACCCACUUAGUCCUGAACAGGGUCACAAGGGUCUGCUGGAGCCUAGUCUCGCUAGCAUAGGGCACAAGGAAGGGACAAACCCUGGGCAGGGCACCAGUCCAACAAAAAGCAGUUAGACCAGAAAAUAAGCACAGGCACUGUAAGACAAACUUAAAAUGCCAAAGAGAAAAGGUAGAUUUAUAAACUAAACAUUAACUGUGACAGUGACACAGACAAGCUUGAGUAGUUAAAAUUCUGAGAAUAUAUAGGCUUAGGAAUAAGAUGUUCCUGGAAGGCCUCCACUGUCUUAAUAUCAGGUACAGAAUGAGCAUACAUGGGCCAAUUAGCAGGAAAAUACAGCUUUCCUAAUCCCUAGCCGAGUUCUGGGGAUGACAGAGUUAAAGACUGGAAAGUCACGUGGAAGGUGGUGUUCAGGCAUCGGAGAGCAGCAUUUCAAGGCUGUUUUAAACGGUUACUGGUUCAGAGAGAAAGACAGUUGCAAAGUAACUCCUGUAAUCGCAUGAAAGCUUACAAAAGGUGUGAUGGGAUGUUUCUGAAUGAAGAGAGGAGGGGAAAUGUUAUAUUUUUAUGUUUCUUCAGUGAUUUUAAGAUCUCAGACUUCUUUGAGAUACGACAUUGGAAGCUGUCAGUGCUGUCAUGGCAGUUUGAGAAGUUUAUUUUGCAAAAGCUGGGAUGUUGUGAAGGAGGAGAAGGAUUCAGGCUCCUUGAGGGGUGGAGGUGGUCCUACAAGCAGCUGCUUAGUCUUGUUUGUUUUCACCUGUCCAUUGAUAGCAAAUGUCCAUGCACUGAUGUCAUGGAGGCUGAGCUUGAGUGACAUUCAUGUAGGGCUUGGUUUCAUCUUCAUACAAGUGGAAUUUGAGGUCCUGGUGACUGGUCAGAUAUCCCAGUGCGAACAUUAGAAAAAAAGCACACCAAGAAUUAAUGCUUGUGAGCCAAGAAAAGCUAGGGGUCUACGUCACCACCAAAGACAAUUGAAUGUGUGUGACCAGACAGGUAAAAUCCAAAAGGUAAAGCACAGCUCUUCAGUUUAUUUUGGAGAAUGUGGAGGUCGACAGUAUCAAAGGUAGCAGGAUCACAGAGGGAGAUCCAUCAUCAUAAGUGAGGAGGAGAAUUUUCGUAAAGAAUGCAGUGGUGAAGCUCAAACCAUGACUGGAAAAUUCCAAAGAGAUGGUUCAUGUCUGUUAGGAGCCAAGUAAGCUGAACAGAAACAAUGGAGUGAUAAGACAGACUCCGUUAGUGGGGAAGUUCAUAAGAAUAGAAGUUAGGAUUUGAUGACGGCAACACAUUAUGUUGUAAUCAUGGUAGUUAUCAUAAGAGUUAUAGAAGAGAGCUUACUGAAUCUUGUUGAAUACAAAUUGAUUUGAACAUAAAAAUUCAAUUUUAGUACAGUAUAUUAAUUUCAAUUAAUGUGUCUGUAAUGAAACAAUCUCCCUAAACAUAAGUGCUGUACUGUAUUUCCCAGUUAGAGCUGUCCAGGUGUACUCCCAGUAAAACUCGCACCAGUUUAUUGUUAUUAGGCUGUUUAUCUCUAAUAUUUAUUUCCUCUGACUGUGCCUCUCUCUGGGUGUUAGGUGAACAGCAGGAACAAAUUUUUACCCACAGACCCAACAAAGACACCCCAGCAUGACACACAUUUGACAAUGUGGGAGGAAAACUGGAAUAGUGGACGGCCCACAGCACAAACAUGCCAACUUGAGAGAGAGGGUGCCCAGCUAUUUGGAGAAACUUCACAAGUCCUUGAUGUUGCAAGUUAAUCGUUUGUGAAACCACCAGACAAAGCAACUCCUAGGCAUACAUUUACUAGAAACUGCAUCUCUAGGACUAUCAGCUCUUUAACAGGGGGGCACUUAGUAGGUCAUUGGCUCUCCGUUCAUAAGAUUUUCCAUUAUCUUUAAGUUUGAAAUUUGUAGGCUCCAGGGCCGGAUUUAUAUGAAAAGAGGCCCUAGGCUAUUCCACUUAUGAGGCCCUUUCACCUUCCAUUUUUAUGAGAGAUAAUAAAAUUUUGCUAGCAAUUUGAAUGUAGGCCUCUCUUGAUCUUGAGGCCCUAGGCUGAAGCCUAGUUAGCCUAUAGGAAAAUCCGGCCCUGGUAGGCUCUCACUCUAUGCAGCCAUAAAUGGAAAUGACCUAGAAGAUGAAUGUUGUUCUGGGCAGGAGAGGAUUAAAUGGAAAAUGCAAUAAAUAAAAAAGUUGAACUGAUAAACAUGUGAAGGAAAGUGAAAUCAGAAUUUAUUGAGGAAGAAAAUUAAAAGGGACUUUCUAACUUACCUAAAAAAAAAAAUCAAGCUGGGACUCUCAUAGCAAUGUUUUAGUGGCCACCUGAUUUUACCAGUAAGAACAAGUAAUAAACUUUCUUAUUCAAUUUAGUACUAAGGUGUUGUACUGUGUUAGCCAUUAUAAAUAUAGUGAAAAGUCAAGCAAAAUGACACUUUUUUUUAGCUAACUGAAAAGAUUACAAUAUGAAAGUUUUCGAGGCAACUCGGGCCCCUUCAGGCAAGAUGUAAACUUUCUUAUUCAAUUGAUUAAUUUUAUUAACAAGUCUAAAUUAGCUGCUGCCUUGUGCUCACUGUUAGCAGGAUAGGCUCUGGUUCUCAUGCCCUUAAACGGAUCAAACACGGUUAUAAAAUGGAUGCAUAGAAAUCGAUUUGGACAAGUCUUAAGAAAAUGCUUUAGAUCCCUUAUGUUCUGUAUGCAGAGCAGCUAUUUUAUUAAGAUUUAAUAUACACUGUAAAAACAGUAAAGCUAAGAAAUGCUUUAUAUUGUGAGAUGUCAUUCAAAUAAAGAGAGAAAUUCUCUGCCUUUU
Messenger RNA from Erpetoichthys calabaricus (reedfish), 5861 nucleotides. RefSeq names its product calpain-5-like. The coding region runs from base 571 to 2490 and encodes 639 amino acids. Gene Ontology annotation, cellular component: cytoplasm. Gene Ontology annotation, molecular function: calcium-dependent cysteine-type endopeptidase activity. Gene Ontology annotation, biological process: proteolysis. The record is from RefSeq and is a predicted model, not a curated record. The transcript is spliced from 13 exons. NCBI's taxonomy places the organism in Eukaryota, Metazoa, Chordata, Cladistia, Polypteriformes, Polypteridae.